GCCGCGGCGGGGCUCGGCUGUGGGCUGGUCCCGGUCGUCAUCGCGGCUCAUGUUUAAUUCACGAGGAGGCAGCGGCCUCGGAAAAACUGGCUGCUGCUGGUUUCCAGGCAUAAAUACAAAGCGUAGCCGGUCUGAGGGAGAAGCGGCACAAAGGGACGCGGAACGGAGCAGUCUUUGCUUUCAAACUGAAGACUAAGAGAGUCAGACUCCAUCGAAGAGAAGCUUGGACGGCAUGCAAAGUUGUGAAAUUUCCUCAGACAGCACUGAUGAUCCUCUUUGUAGUGGCCCACACCCUCAUCGACAGCCUCGAAUAGUAGUGAUUGGUGCCGGCUUGGCUGGCCUUGCUGCAACUAAGUUCCUACUGGAAAACGGCUUCACAGAUGUCACGGUCCUAGAGGCAUCAGACCGCAUCGGUGGGAGAGUUCAGAGUGUUCAUCACGGAGGAACAACCUUGGAACUAGGAGCUACCUGGAUCCAUGGUGCCAACGGUAACCCGGUGUAUCACCUGGCAGAGGAAAAUGGACUGCUGGAGCACACCACAGACGGAGAAAGGAGCGUCGGCCGCAUCAGCCUGUACGCCAAGAACGGCGUGGCUCACUACCAGACCAACGGGGGCAAAAGGAUUCCCAAGGACCUGGUGGAGGAGUUCAGUGAUCUGUACAACGAGGUGUACGAGCUGACUCAAGAGUUCUUCCAAAAUGGGAAGCCGGUUUGUGCUGAGAGCCAGAACAGCGUUGGCGUUUUUACUCGAGAUGUGGUGCGCAAGAAGAUCACGGUGGAUCCAGAUGACUCUGAGAUUAUCAAGAAGCUCAAGCUGUCAAUGCUUCAACAGUACCUCAAGGUGGAAAGCUGUGAAAGCAGCUCUCCCAGCAUGGAUGAAGUAUCUCUGAGUGAGUUUGGAGAGUGGACAGAGAUCCCUGGUGCACAUUAUGUCAUUCCUGAAGGUUUCAUGAAGAUCGUGGAGCUCCUGGCCCAAGACAUCCCAUCCCAUACCAUCUGUCUUGGCAAACCAGUGCGCCACAUUCACUGGAACUACUCAGCCCAGCAUCAGGAGGUCAUUGCCAAGAAUAGCGACAGCAACCACAAUGAUAACAACUACGGCCGCCAACCUCGAGAGGAGCCCUUCAGCUUGGGCCGUCCUGUUUGUGUGGAGUGUGAAGAUGAGGAGUGGAUCACGGCUGACCAUGUGAUAGUAACGGCAUCCCUCGGUGUGCUGAAGCAGAACCACGAGGCCAUGUUUUUCCCAUCUCUUCCAGAGGACAAAGUGUUGGCCAUCGAGAAGCUGGGCAUCAGCACCACCAACAAGAUAUUCUUAGAGUUUGAAGAGCCCUUCUGGAGUCCAGAAUGCAACAGCAUCCAGUUUGUGUGGGAGGAUGAAGCUCAGCUUGAGCAGCUGGCAUACCCCGAGGAGCUGUGGUACAAAAAGAUCUGCAGCUUUGAUGUCCUCUACCCACCUGAGCGCUACGGCUACAUGCUGAGUGGCUGGAUCUGUGGGCAGGAGGCGCUGUACAUGGAGCGCUGCGAUGACGAAACCGUGGCUGAAACCUGCACUGAGCUGCUGCGGCGUUUUACAGGGAACCCUGACAUUCCGAAGCCCCGCCAUGUCCUGCGUUCGUCAUGGGGCAGUAACCCGUACAUCCGAGGCUCCUACUCCUUCACCAGGGUUGGGUCCAGUGGUGCAGACUGUGAGAGGCUGUCAAUGCCGCUGCCUUAUGCCAACAGCACCAAGGCUCCUCCCCUGCAGGUCCUGUUUGCUGGAGAGGCCACUCAUAGAAAAUACUAUUCCACAACGCAUGGUGCUUUGCUAUCAGGACAGAGAGAGGCCACGCGACUGAUAGACAUGUACCAGGACUUGCACAAAGCCGAAACCACAAAGCCUACCAUAUAACAUAGAACCCAAAACCUCUGACCUGUGAAAAUAUUAAAAAUGAAACAUUGAGUUAAUGCUUUCUGUCAUUAUGAUUAAUUUAUACCCAAGUAAAGCAUAGCCUUCAUUAUACUGAUAAUCAAGUUUUGUUUCUGACAUGCUGUAGAUCAGGAAUUAUGCUAAUUUGUUUUUUUUAAAUGAGCUUCUAAAUUUGCCAACGGUGCUAUUAUUUCAUGUCUAUUUCAUUUGUCUUUAUAUUUUUUUUUAUAAAUCAGUAAAUUCAUGUUCAUAAAAGCAGCAUCUGUAAUUUCCCUUGUUUUUUAAGUGCCUUCUUUAUGUAAGUCAAUGUUAGUUAAAAUGAUGAAAAUGUUAAAGAGAAAUAACACAAGCUGAGAACAUUUCAAAAAAAUAAACAAUAAACGUUUGAUCUACAAAUCAUA
This is a messenger RNA of Oryzias latipes (Japanese medaka), 2307 nucleotides long. RefSeq names its product spermine oxidase. The record is from RefSeq and is a predicted model, not a curated record. Lineage: Eukaryota; Metazoa; Chordata; Actinopteri; Beloniformes; Adrianichthyidae. Gene Ontology annotation, molecular function: polyamine oxidase activity. Gene Ontology annotation, biological process: spermine catabolic process.